Messenger RNA from Nicotiana attenuata, 773 nucleotides. Its product is annotated as ethylene-responsive transcription factor TINY-like. Bases 1 to 681 code for a protein of 226 amino acids. NCBI's taxonomy places the organism in Eukaryota, Viridiplantae, Streptophyta, Magnoliopsida, Solanales, Solanaceae. The record is from RefSeq and is a predicted model, not a curated record. Gene Ontology annotation, molecular function: DNA-binding transcription factor activity; DNA binding. The transcript has 2 exons. Gene Ontology annotation, biological process: regulation of DNA-templated transcription.
AUGGAAGUAAAGAAGAUAAAAAGAAUUCGAGAGAGCAACAAACACACAGUAUAUCGAGGUGUUCGUAUGAGAAAUUGGGGAAAAUGGGUUUCAGAAAUUAGAGAACCACGUAAGAAAUCCAGAAUUUGGCUUGGAACUUUUCCUACCCCAGAAAUGGCUGCUCGUGCUCAUGAUGUUGCUGCUUUAGCCAUCAAAGGUAACGAUGCAACCCUCAACUUCCCGGAACUUGCAAAUUCACUUCCAAGACCCAAGUCACUAACCCCCCGUGACAUUCAAGCAGCAGCAACCAAAGCGGCUUCAAUGCAAAACUCUGAUUCUUCAUGCAAAAUCGAUACUUGUAUCAGGGUAGGCUGCUUACAUCAUACUAGUUGCGAUGCAGCCUUUCCCCGGACCAUACGUGAAUGCAAAAUACUUCGUGCACCGAGCUGUUCUUUAUCAUCAACUCUAUCAACUUCUUCUUCUUUGUUACCAACUAAUUCAGCAAUGACAGAUUUGGGGACGACGUCCGACGAAUUAACACAAAUCAUUGAGUUACCAAGAUUGGAAACUAUUUUUGAUGACUUGUUCGAUUUGAAAAAUGAUUUUCUGUGUGCUGACUAUCCUUCUCCUUGGUUGAGCUGUGAUGGUGAAUUAGGAACGAUAUCAAGCUGUUUCGAACCGUCUUUACUGUGGAAUUACUAAUUAUGUCUUAGAUCCAAAUAAGUUACAUUCGGCUGUAUGAAUCCUCACUUUAUUCUUUAAGGUCAACUACGACUAAAUUAUAGAAGAGGAGA